Molecule: messenger RNA, 1549 nt
Organism: Oppia nitens
Lineage: Eukaryota; Metazoa; Arthropoda; Arachnida; Sarcoptiformes; Oppiidae
Product: innexin inx2-like
Exons: 4
Coding region: 321-1406 (361 amino acids)
Biological process (GO): phototransduction
Cellular component (GO): gap junction; plasma membrane
Molecular function (GO): gap junction channel activity
Source: RefSeq, a predicted model, not a curated record
AUAGAUAAUACACUGUAGUAUACAGUGUACAGUACAUGUAUGUAUGUGUGGCACUUGUAGCUGUAUGUAGCACUUGUAGUCCAUUUAGUUUACUAUUAAUGUUUUAACUAUGCUGUUAUUAGUUAGGCUGUGCGCUUCUAUUACUACAUAGUUCCCUAUAUAUAAAAAUAUAUUUCCCGACGUCCCUCGUGAAAGUGACCCCCCCUUUUUAAACCCAAAAGUUUUUUUUUCGUUGGUCCAGUUUGUCCAGUGAGGAGGACAGUGGUGUUAUAGUGUCAUCAUAUGAUAUAAACUGUUAAAACAACAACGACAACAACAAAAUGUUUCAAUUGUUUGGUAGUUUGAAACCAUAUCUCAAGCCGAGCUCAUGUACUAUCGAUAAUAAUGUAUUUCGAUUGCACUACAGGGCAACGGUACUCAUACUAGUGGGAUGUAGUCUAAUGGUAACCGCCCGCCAGUACUUCGGCGAUCCAAUCGAUUGUAUCUCCAAAGAUGAUAUACCAUCCAAUCUUCUGGACACGUACUGUUGGAUUCAUACGACAUUCAGUAUAGAAAAUGCAUGGAAAAAACGGGUCGGCGAUGAAGUACCGUAUCCGGGAGUGGACAAGACUACACCAAAUGAAAAGCGAGUCUAUCACGCCUACUAYCAGUGGGUGUGUUUUGUAUUGUUUUUUCAGGCCAUCUUGUUUUAUGUGCCCCGCUAUCUGUGGAAAGCCACGGAAGGCGGCCGUAUGAAAAACUUGAUCCUCGGUCUGAAUAAUCCGAUAUUGGAUGAGACCAGCAAAAACACUAACCGCGCACUACUGGUUGAAUAUCUAUAYAAAAAUCUGAACCAUCACAACACCCUAUUCAUAAUGUAUUCCGUAAUGGAAGUACUGAAUCUGUUGAACGUUAUACUUCAGAUGAUAAUAAUGGACCGAUUUUUGGGCGGCGAGUUUACCAACUAUGGCUGGGAUGUGAUCAACUUUACCGAAUGGGACUGGUCGGUCAGAUAUGAUCCGAUGAUAAAAGUGUUCCCACGGUUAACAAAGUGUACAUUCCAUCGAUACGGUUCCUCCGGUGAUGUCCAGAAACACGAUGCCAUGUGUAUACUGCCCAUCAAUAUCAUCAACGAAAAGAUCUACAUAUUCCUCUGGUUUUGGUUCUACUUUAUGGCCAUUGUCAGCGUCAUUGCCGUCAUCUACCGGGCCAUAACAAUAGUUGUACCGCGAGUCCGAUUUUUGGCCACCCAUUCCCGUUGCCGAGUAGCCAAUCGGGACGCUCUGAGCCAUGUGAUCAGUCAGGCCAGUAUCGGCGACUGGUUUCUACUGGAUUUGCUGUCGAAAAACUUGGAUUCACUAAACUUUAAGGAUUUAGUUAAAGAUUUUUACAGUCGUUUAGAGGGAAAGGGAGCCGACAGUCUAUAACCCGAUAGAAAAAAUAUAUCUAAUUUUUUUUUUAWAAAAAAAUACCAAUUGUUUGAAUUCAAAAAUCAAAAGUUUCAAUCAAAUAUUAUUAAUAUUAUCACUAUUUUUUUWAAAUUUUAUAUUUAAUAAGUAUAUCUAUUAGU